CUCGUGCAUUUACGUGUUUUGGUCGAAACAGAGCAGACGACAACUUUUAUACUGCUUUCCACCAUAGGCACUGGGUGGUUUUAGAGUUUUGUUUGCGUCGCUAAUUUAACUUUUGUUUUAGCAAUGGCAUGGCAAGGAAGAUUUGAUGAUAUUGGCCAGUAUGGAGAAGGCGACAAGACUGGGAAAUCGUUCAAAAACUUAGCGAACACAAGCCAAAGGCAAAACCAACGCUUCGACACUGUAUCGACUUCAACAAAACAUGAAGUGCCCGCUUCCGAACAAAUCAAAAGACUGUGUGACAUCAAAGCAGACACGAUUUCCGUGACAGUAACAGGCAUUAUUAUAGCAAAAGAACCUCAGCGAUCGUUCCUCAGCAAAAAAAAUAUUGGUAGUGAAAGACAUCUCAUUUCAUUCAUCGUGAGAGACUCACCCUCAUAUUUUGUGAAUGUCACUUGCUGGGGAGGAUUUGAAUUCAUUCAUCAUAUCGCCACCAGUUUCAAAGUUGGAGACAUAGUUCAGAUCAAAAGUGCUCAAGUACAGGCGAAGGCGAGCAAUCAGUCUGAUGAAAAGUUCAAACCAUGGACACCAGUCCCAUUUCAACUUAGUGUAUCAGAAAACCAUGGCUCUAUAGAUUCAUAUGCUGGAUGGGAUAUACAAAGCUACAGAAACUUUCUGACAAUUCCAACACGCUCAAGCAACAAUUAUUAUGCCUUAGAAGACAUAAAUAUAAGUGGUGGUACACUUCAAGACCAGCAUGUCAAUAUACUUGCCUGCAGUCAGAAAGGUUAUGUUGGUCAGGUACGUUUUCUGACAACAAAAAUGGGAAAACAAACGAAGAAAUGUGAGAUCAUCCUGUUUGAUAAAACAUGCCCAGCAUUUUCUCUAGAUCUAUGGGAUCAUCAUGUGGAUACAGCCUUUCAGUGGAUUCCAUAUGACACUGUGAUCUUUGCAGCUGAUAUAAAAAUCACUUACAACAACUUCAAAUCAAGUCUGGUGGCCUCAGCUGACUGCAAGACCAUCUUUACAACAAAUCCAGAUACACGGGAAGCUCGUUGUUUGCGACAGUUCCUAAGAACCCAGGAUGCUGGCAUGGACAUCGACUUUGACCUUCCAAUGCAUGAUGUUGACCCAGAUGUCAAUAGCAUCAAUGAAGUGUUCACUGUUCAGCAAGUGAAGAUGAAGCAGGUUGCUUUGUCCAGAGACAGCUCAACAGUUCCUCACUAUGGUGUAAUGUUUGCUGUACUGACAACAUUUGAUAUUGAUGGGAUCAGUGUUCGAUGCAGAAGACCAAUUGAAAAUUCUGUACAGUGUUUGAAGCCAGAAUGCGCUACUAAUUUGACUGGGAUUGUGGAUCCUAGCAGCACAGUGAUAUUGGAGUACAAUUUUACUGUUGGACUGUCUGACCACACAGGCACCAUUGCAUUCUGCCACCUUCUAUCAGAAGUGGCUGAGUCCCUUGUAGGCUGUAAGCCUUCAGUUUUCAUGGCACUCUCUGAUGAACAACGUACUCAAAUAAAAUGGCAAGUCCUGCUUGAAAGGUGCAAAGUAAUAUUUAAGUUGCGGAAAUUCAGAAGUGAUAAGAUCAGUGCUCCUCUAAAAAUUUUGUUGUUGGAAAAGCAGGUGUUUACUACCAGUAUCCCUGGUAAAAAAUAACCAAUGAAUUCCACAUGCUUUCAUAUAUGUAUCAGAAAUCUAUCUCUAAACCUAUACAUAUGCAAUCAAACAAGUAUGAAUGCAACAGUACUUCCUUAAUGACUUAUGAUGCUAGUCUUACUUUUAAGGAUAGUCGUAAUUGCAAAAAAAAAAAAAAAAAAUUUCAUUAAACAAUGUCCAUGUUCAGAUAUUGUCAAAUAAAACAAUUACACUAAAAAGAAUAGUUUUAAGGAGAAUGUUAUUAAAUCAUAGACACAGCUGUGCACAAAGUCCAUUUGCUAUAGAACUGAAAUAUGACUGUUUAAUCCAUCCUAGUCAUACCCGGAUAUUAGGGUUUGGAAGGAUUUUUUUGUUUAUACAGUGCACCAAAUGCUCUAUUCAGAAGUAGCCAUUAAUCUACAAUAGUUUUCACAUUUUUUUUACCAUAGUUGAUUAAGAUUAAAAUUUCUUGAAUGGUUGAUGUUAUGUUCUGUUUAGAAUUGCUAUUGAUUAGCUUCUGAAAAUGUUAAUAAAGGAUUCUUAAAGUGUUGAGCAUUUUCUAGAUCACUGAAUAGUGAAAUGCUGUUGCUUUCAAAACAAUUUCCAAAUUCCUAAUUAUAGAAAAUUGCCAUUCCUUUUGACAUGCUGCAGACAUCUGUCCUAUUUAGAUUUAAAGUGCACAGAGUGGCAAUCCUUUUGUAACAUACUAACCACAGCAUUUGUGGUCUUCAAAAUCACGUAGAAUUCAUACAGACUAAAGACAAGCCUGGUCAUGCCUCAGCAUAUAGGCAAAUUGUACUCUUUGGGAGAAACCUCCAGCAUCUGUAGACUUUCUGUAAAUGCAUAGCAUGCAGCAUGUUAGUACAAGAAUGAUUCUUUAGACAAGUUAUCUUCUUUAAAAAAGUUUGAUGAAAAAGAGUUUGCAACAGUCAUCAGCACUAAAAUUCAAUACCAUUCUUUAAAUUACUUCAGAAUUAUGAUUCACAUCCUUUAUAAUCUUUUAAGAGAACAUCAUGCUUCUUUUUAACAACGCUGUUCACAGCUCUUAACUCUUCCUAUGCAGUUUGCACCUACAGAUGCUACAACUUAAUCCACAAGCUCAAUUGUGUCAAUUCAUCCAUAUGGAAUGUGUUAAACCCAUGCCAUUGAGGCCUUCCAAUUCUGACCUUUGGAAAA
This is a messenger RNA of Pomacea canaliculata, 2808 nucleotides long. RefSeq names its product meiosis-specific with OB domain-containing protein-like. Gene Ontology annotation, molecular function: single-stranded DNA binding; single-stranded DNA 3'-5' DNA exonuclease activity. Bases 124 to 1653 code for a protein of 509 amino acids. The record is from RefSeq and is a predicted model, not a curated record. NCBI's taxonomy places the organism in Eukaryota, Metazoa, Mollusca, Gastropoda, Architaenioglossa, Ampullariidae. The transcript is spliced from 13 exons. Gene Ontology annotation, biological process: resolution of meiotic recombination intermediates.